Molecule: messenger RNA, 706 nt
Organism: Hordeum vulgare subsp. vulgare (domesticated barley)
Lineage: Eukaryota; Viridiplantae; Streptophyta; Magnoliopsida; Poales; Poaceae
Product: pectinesterase inhibitor-like
Exons: 1
Coding region: 30-572 (180 amino acids)
Biological process (GO): negative regulation of catalytic activity
Molecular function (GO): pectinesterase inhibitor activity
Source: RefSeq, a predicted model, not a curated record
CUAUAGCUAGGCGCAAACUGAACACUGCAAUGGCGAGCACAGCAAGAUCAGUAGGUAUUAUUCUUAUUGUGCUCAUUGCCAUGUCCUUUGAUAUCCCUGCCACCGAUGCCGGCGCCACCUUCCUCGCCAAGACAUGCAAGAAGACCACGAACCCCUCGUUGUGCCUGGCAGUGUUGCGCGUCGACCCAAAGAGCGCCUCCACCACCACUGUGCAUGACCUUGCCAGCAUCGCGCUGCAGAUCGCAAGUGACACUGCUGACCACAACGCCGAGGUCAUCCACAACCUAGCCAAGGACGUCCAAGGCACCCCUGAGGGAGGUGCCUUCACCAUCUGCCUCGGGGCCUAUGUUGAUGCCACCAACGACCUCGAGAUCGACGCCCGCCCCGGUUUCGAUGGCGGGAACUAUGUCGACGCGAGGAAUCUCGUGUUGGGUGCCAAGGCUGUCGGUGAUAGAUGCGAGAGUGCGUUCAAGGGGAUCAAGAAGAAGUCUCCGGUGACAAACAUAGAUCUCCAGAUGACGGAGCGUUGUGGCGUCGCGGGUGAACUCAUUGGCCUUCUUAUACACAAGUGAUCUGUCCUAAAUCAAUGUCGGCUCGUGUGUGCAAUCUCCCGACAAUAAUUAAUUAGCCGGUCAUCUAGCAACACAUUUUGGUCGUGGAUGCAACUGUGAAUUACCGAGCUUAAGAACACACGAUAAACCAACCU